Molecule: messenger RNA, 357 nt
Organism: Strongyloides ratti
Lineage: Eukaryota; Metazoa; Nematoda; Chromadorea; Rhabditida; Strongyloididae
Exons: 1
Coding region: 1-357 (118 amino acids)
Source: RefSeq, a predicted model, not a curated record
AUGAAUAAGUUGUCAUCAUUUAUACUAUUUAUACUUUUAAUUCUAUUAUUUUGUUACAAAUCACUCGAAAUUAGUGACAAAAAUUUAAUUGAUUCUUUAAAUAUAGAGAAUGUUCCAGUACCAGUAGCAUUGAAUGAUGAAGAAGAUAAACAUAUUAUAGAAAAAAGACAACGUCGUAGUAGAAGACAAAGAAGAGCAUCAAGACAAAGAAGGCAACUUCUUACUUCCUUAAGUGCUAUAAGUACACAAUUAGCAACGUUAAAUCGGCAAAUCAGUAGUCUUCAAGCUCAAGUAUCAAAUUUGGCUACUACAACUACAACAACAAUGGCACCAGCAGGAGGAGGAGGAGGACGUUAA